AGAAUGAGGAACAGAUUACUUUUCAACGUUUGUCCACAGAUCCACUGAAAUCAACAAUGGUGAAUAAAGCUCGGAAGAAGAAACAUGUAUCGCCUGAAUCUCUACUUCUCUCUAUUCUCAAUGAUUUGUUUCUAAAUUCUCAAAAGCUUGAGUCUUGUUUUCGCAAAACAACGAAUUCAGAUGCGCGUAGCUUUAUAUGUAGCUUAAAUUUUGCAAAAGUUGGCAACUUUACUUCAAGAUCCAUUGAAAUAGCUCCAUUGAUCAAUGAUGUUGUUGUUAAAGACAAUAACUUUGAUACUGGGACAAGAGUUGGAUUAGAUGUUGGACAUCUUCUUAAAUCUGCAUUAGCUGGAGGAAUUUCAUGUGCUUUCUCUGCUUUUUUGAUGCAUCCAGUGGAUACUGUCAAGACACAAGUUCAAGCAUCAACUACAUUGUCGUUUCUUGAAAUAUUGUCAAAGAUUCCAGAGAUUGGUGCUCGAGGUUUAUACAAAGGCUCGAUUCCCGCAGUUGUUGGUCAAUUUGCAAGCCAUGGUUUACGAACAAGUAUAUAUGAAGCAAGUAAAUUGGCAUUACCGAUCGUUGCUCCUACUCUCCUUGAUAUUCAAGUUCAGUCAAUCGCGUCUUUUCUUGGUACAGUUUUGGGGACAACAUUGCGAAUACCGUGUGAGGUGUUGAAACAACGGUUACAAGCCAACCAGUUUGAUAACAUAGUGGAAGCUACGGUUUCGGUUUGGCAUCAAGAUGGGCUCAAAGGACUCUUUCGUGGGACCGGUGUUACCCUUCUACGCGAGGUUCCCUUCUACGUUGCAGGCAUGGGACUUUACAACCAAUCAAAGAAGGUGGUAGAGAGACGAUUAGGAAGAGAGUUGGAGCCGUGGGAAGCCAUCGCGGUUGGAGCCUUGUCUGGUGGUUUCACUGCAGUCUUAACAACGCCAUUCGAUGUGAUUAAAACAAGAAUGAUGACGGCUCCACAAGGCGUGGAAUUGUCGAUGUGGAUGGCUGCCUAUUCAAUUCUCACACAUGAGGGUCCUCUUGCUUUCUACAAAGGAGCUGUUCCAAGGUUCUUCUGGACUGCUCCUCUCGGAGCCUUAAACUUAGCUGGCUAUGAAAUUCUUCAAAAGGCUAUGAUCACACCUCUGAAUCAAUCAGGGCAUAGUGAGUAAGAUUAGAAAACUAGACCAACAUUUGUGUUAUAAUUUUUUUUUUUACCUUUUUAGUGGUUUGAUUUGUUUAUACAUCCACUAGAUCUAAUAAUUUUUAUUUCAACCA
This is a messenger RNA of Arabidopsis arenosa, 1269 nucleotides long. Lineage: Eukaryota; Viridiplantae; Streptophyta; Magnoliopsida; Brassicales; Brassicaceae. The record is from the annotation of a GenBank genome assembly.